Messenger RNA from Owenia fusiformis, 1519 nucleotides. NCBI's taxonomy places the organism in Eukaryota, Metazoa, Annelida, Polychaeta, Sabellida, Oweniidae. The record is from the annotation of a GenBank genome assembly.
AUUAAAUACAAACAAGGAUAGGAGUAUUGAUCUUUAUCCCCUAGAACCAUAUACAAAUGAAUGACAUAUAAAAUCUAUGGAAUUUGCAGUCAAAAGAAUGGCUUUAGUUUACCAAUAUGUAAGGACUCUAAGAAACACAUUCUUGGUGGUUUUGAUUUUGAGUUUAAUACCUCUGGUAUGGAUAGGACAUAUUUGGAAGUCGAAACAUUUAUUUCUGCAAUCGGACAAUGAAAGCGCUAUUUUGAAGCUGAAUAAUGCAACAACUCCAGUAAGUGAUAUUAAAUAUGGAAAUAAUACUGUUGAAAUUAAACAACCAAUGAACAAUGAUAGAGCUCAUAAGAUAAGUAAUGCUCUACGUGUGAAUCAAAACCAGACAACUGGUAGAGGGUGGGUAAGUGUACCAAGAAUUGGCAGAUUAGGAAAUAACAUGUUCCAAUUUGCAGCUGUAAUGGCAAUGUCAAAACACUAUCAGAUGUUUCCAGUUUAUCCACCAGAAAUCCUUGAUGGGAUAUUUAAUAUUAACCGAUCUGGUGUUCUAUUAGAUAAAGAGAAUCAAAAUUCUUUUCCAUCAAUUCAGAUGAAUGAAAAGAAGGCGAGCGCAUAUGAUGAGAGUAUUAUGACGAAAGAUAUUCCAGGGAACACCAACAUUAAACUUUGUUGUUACUUUCAAUCAUGGAAAUACCUGAGAGGAAUUCAAGAAGAUCUUAGAAGACAGUUCACAUUUAAACCAUCAAUUGAUAGCAUUGCCAUGAGGUUUAUAAACCAAACUCUAAUCAAUAAUGGAGACUUUAAAAGCAAUAAACAUACAGCACUGGUUGGAAUACAUAUAAGGAGAUCAGAUAUGGCAGGAUCUGAACGUAGUUACAAUAUGGGAUACCGUAGUGCACCAAAACAAUAUUUUCAGAAUGCGAUGAAGUAUUUCAGGAUCAAAUUUAAACACGUCCAUUUCAUAAUAUGCACUGAUGAUGUAAAAUGGGCACAAGAUAAUAUCCGAUCACCUGAUUUGACAUUUUCAGUUGGACAUUCAGCUGGAGUAGAUCUAGCAAUACUGUCACAUUGUGAUCAUAUAAUUAUGUCUACUGGGACAUUUUCCUGGUGGGCAGCAUGGUUGUCUGGAGGGGAGGUUGUUUAUUGGGCUGGAUGGCCAAAGCCUAACACCUACAUUGGACGAAUAACUGAGCCUUUUGACUAUUUCCUUCCAAAUUGGAAGCCAAUGCUUUGACAUUGAAGUACACAGAAAGAAAUAUGUGAAGAAAUAAGAUGGUUUAUGAAAGUUGCAAUGGAGAACUGGACGUAGUUGCUAAAAAUAAGAAAAAUUUCUACCAUAAAUUUUAUAUGUUGUUAUUUUUUGUAUAGCCAUAGAGGAUGAAUAUAGAAAGUUAGGUAAUUAUUUAUAUGUGUGGUAGACCUUAAACUGUGCAUGUAAUAGACUAGAUGCGAGUAGAAAUAAUCUUGAUUUACGUCAUUAACUAUUCAAAAUUCAUUUGACAUAUUUUAAUUUGCAUAUCUAUUAGAUUCA